GCGACUCACGUACAGACCCGUUGGUGGUCGAAACAACCAGCGGGCUGAUACGUGGCACGUCAAAGACAGUUCUGGACCAUGAAGUCCACGUCUUUCUGGGCGUGCCCUUUGCCAAGCCACCGAUCGGGCCACUUCGAUUCCGGAAGCCUCUGCCAAUGGAGCCAUGGCAUGGAGUUUUGAACACUACUACGUUGAGUAACAGUUGCUUUCAAGAACGCUACGAGUAUUUCCCGGGAUUUGAAGGGGAGGAAAUGUGGAAUCCUAACACCAAUGUAUCUGAGGACUGUCUAUAUUUGAAUAUUUGGGUGCCACAGAAGUACAGGCUGCGUCAUAAAGAGACCCCGGGUGAUGACAAACGAGGAAUGCCAAUGCUAGUUUGGAUUUAUGGGGGUGGAUAUAUGACCGGAACCGCGACCUUGGAUGUUUACGACGCGGAUUUGAUGGCAGUUACCAGCAACGCAAUUAUUGCGUCGAUCCAGUACCGGGUUGGGGCUUUUGGUUUCUUGUAUUUGAACAAGUACUUUGGUCAGAAUGAGGAAGCUCCUGGGAAUAUGGGUCUCUGGGACCAGGCACUGGCUCUAAAGUGGCUAAAAUCCAACGCUGCUGUAUUCGGUGGAGAUCCCGAGGCGAUAACAAUUUUUGGUGAAAGCGCGGGAGGUGGUUCCGUGUCGUUACAUCUUAUUUCCCCGGUAACUAGAGGACUCGUGAGACGCGGAGUGCUACAGAGCGGGACCUUAAAUGCGCCAUGGAGCUUCAUGACCGCCGAAAAGGCGACGGAUGUGGCCAGAGUACUGGUCGAUGACUGUGGCUGCAACUCGACCAUGCUUAUGGACAAUCCUGCCAGAGUUAUGGCCUGUUUGAGGUCCGUUGAUGCUAAGACUAUCAGUGUCCAACAGUGGAAUAGUUACUGGGGUAUUUUAGGUUUUCCAUCAGCGCCUACUAUUGAUGGUGUUUUUUUACCAAAACAUCCCCUCGAAUUGCUCAAAGAGGCUGAUUUCGCAGAAACCGAAAUCCUUAUUGGAAAUAAUCAGAACGAAGGAACUUAUUUUAUACUCUACGAUUUUAUCGAUUACUUCGAAAAAGACCAGCCGAGUUUUCUGCAACGAGAAAAAUUUUUGAGUAUCAUAAACACCAUUUUCAAAAACAUGACUGACGUCGAAAGAGAAGCUAUUGCAUUUCAAUACACCGAUUGGGAACGGCCUAAAGAUGGUUACAGAUAUCAGAAAGCGAUUGCCGAUAUUGUAGGCGAUUAUUUUUUUAUAUGUCCGUCCACACUGUUCGCUCAAUUGUUUGCUGAACGUGGUAUGAAGGUCUACUAUUAUUUCUUUACACAAAGAUCAAGCACGAAUUUGUGGGGUAAAUGGAUGGGUGUAGUACACGGUGAUGAAGUUGAAUAUGUAUUUGGACACCCAUUAAACACGUCACUAAAAUAUACUGACAAAGAACGCGAGUUGUCAAUGAAAAUAAUCUCAGCAUUUUCAAAUUUCGCUUUCACUGGCAAACCAACAGAAGGUGAUGACUGGCCAGCUUACACUCGUGACGAACCUCAGUAUUAUAUUUUCAAUGCAGAAACGAACGGGCUUGGUACCGGACCACGGUCUCCAGCUUGCGCAUUCUGGAAUGAAUUUUUACCCCGAUUAGCAGGCGUACCAGAUCCAUCACCAGAAGCCUGUAAUAGCGCGAUAGCCUCCAGUGUCUCUGCCGGUGCACAGAAGUUGCGUUCGACCGUUUUACUGAUGAUCGCACUGAUAGCAUUCACUGGAGUCAUUUAGGUCACACUAACAACGGGAAUUAUAAUUAAUUCCAGGUCAUUGAUAACCUAAAAAUUAAUUAACCAAAAAAAACAAAUAGACCAGAACUAAACGAGACAAUUAAAUAAGCACCAAAAUAUUAAAUGGUCAAACGACUUAGUGACAGAAUUUGCUGUCUUGAUUUAAAAAACAAAAAUCAUCAUGAUGAUGAUUGAUGAUUAAUGAUCAAUGAUGAUCAUU
This is a messenger RNA of Microplitis demolitor, 1991 nucleotides long. RefSeq names its product acetylcholinesterase. Gene Ontology annotation, biological process: choline metabolic process; acetylcholine catabolic process in synaptic cleft. Gene Ontology annotation, cellular component: plasma membrane. The record is from RefSeq and is a predicted model, not a curated record. Gene Ontology annotation, molecular function: acetylcholinesterase activity. The coding region runs from base 156 to 1772 and encodes 538 amino acids. The transcript has 6 exons. Lineage: Eukaryota; Metazoa; Arthropoda; Insecta; Hymenoptera; Braconidae.